Messenger RNA from Leptopilina boulardi, 2207 nucleotides. RefSeq lists its product as uncharacterized. Bases 800 to 1900 code for a protein of 366 amino acids. The transcript is spliced from 5 exons. Lineage: Eukaryota; Metazoa; Arthropoda; Insecta; Hymenoptera; Figitidae. The record is from RefSeq and is a predicted model, not a curated record.
AACAAUAGGAAUGCAAGUAAUAUUUUUUAUAAUUGCUGCAACUUUUCAAAAGGAUAAAUUGACAGAUUUUGCUGGAGGAACUAAUUUCAUUAUUUUGGCUCUCUUAACAUUCUUUCUUGGACAAAGUGGCAAGCCCACUGCUCCAUGUGGACAAACAGCCGUGUUGUUCCUCCUGUCCCUAGUCUUCGCUGUCCCAACUUCGCUGCACAGUGGCCAGAAUCUUUAAUUUACUGUUCAAAAAAGUCACUGAACAAGAUCAUGCCAGAAUAGUAUAUUGUGCAUCUAGGGAGGAAAAUGGUUGAUUUCCACGAGUGUAGUUUGCAGUUCGAGGCGUAGCGAGCGCACGAGCCGCAGGCGAAGGUUUGCGGUAGUGUGGAUACUAUUGAUGAUGGUAUGAUUGUGUCUGGUAGUAGUAUAGUUACUACUUGUGGUGUACCAGACGUUUAAGACUCACUAUUGUUCAUAGUUUGAUUAAUAUGUAAUACCUAAUAACAACAUCAUCGGGAGGGAUCUGCUCGUCGGAAAAGACAUACUUUUCUCCCGCUACACAGACAUACGAUAGUCGGCAACUCAUGGUAACCAUAUUUAUUUGCCUCUGGGGUGUACGUCUUUCAGCAUACCUAUUGUAUAGAAUCAUGAAAAUUGGACGGGACAAACGAUUUGAUGAUCGUCGAAGAAAUGUCAUACGUUUUGCUAUCUUCUGGACUUUUCAGAUCCUCAAAAACCAUGGAGCCAGUUGAGAAAAUCAUUUAAUAUACACUAUAAAAAUUUGAAUGUUAACUGGUAUUUAUACGGCGACAUGCAAUUCAUAGUUCAGCACAGUAAAAUGCAAAAAGGAGGUAGCAGUGUUCAUUCUCAGCUUUCAGUGCCAGAUGUUAGUUUGGUCGAACUGUCAAAUUCAUCUUGUCAGAAUUUACCUGAUUUACAUGCAAGUAUGGAGACACACUCAAUAUCAGGUGCCUCAACAUCAGGUGCCUCAACAUCAUACGCCUCCACAUCAUACGAUAUGGAGAGAAUUGCAGAAAACUAUGCUUUUGAAAAUGAAGAUAUCAUUAAAGAUGAGGUAGAUUACAUGGAUUAUGACAUUCUUAACUAUGAUAACGAGAUUAUUACGAUUGAUGACGACCCUACACCAAAUGAAAAUUUAGCGUCAUUCUCUCCUCAUCAAUUAUCACCGAUUUCUGCAUUACGUCGAGAAUGCUCUACGCCAUUGCCUCCAAUGCAACUUUCAUCAACGGAAACAUCGGCAGUUUCUGGAACGGAUUCAAAGCUUUUUUCUUCAUUGCGAGCAGCACCUGAAGUUCCUUUGUCGAGUUCUGUCACUCACCAAGUACCUUCAACGGUUCGAACGGAUUCAGGGCCAUUUUCUUUAUUACGAGCAGCACCUAGUGUUCCUUCGCCGAGUUCGGUCACUCGCCAAGAAUGUCCUGCCCAAUUGUCUCCAUUGCAAGCGCUAUCUCCUGGUUACCAAUCAUCACCUGCUUCAUUUCCUCUGAAUUCUACAUCUAGAUCAGAACCUUGGGCGUUUCAUGCAACUUCACAAGAAUUUUCUACCCCAUUCUCUUCUUACCGAUAUUCACCGAAUUCUACUGCUGGUUCUAUCGCAUUACCUUUAGUGCAAGCGUCGACAUUUUCAUCAACAUUUGUUGAUCCAUCACUAUCUCGAAAACAUUCUAGAGUACAGGAUAUUCCGACAAACGAUGUAGCAAAAAAAGCCAAGAUUGUCCCGCCAGUGGAUCGGUUUGCCAGACGAAAGUCUAGGGCAAUGACAAACAAUACUACUAUAGCCGAAACUUUAAAAGCAUCAAGACAAGAUUUGCAUGAAGUAACCACAUGUUUCACCAGUUGUAUGAUUAUACAAAAGCAAGUCUUGGAAAAUCAGUUGAGAAGGGACAAAUAAAUUGAAGAAAUUUAUUUCUUCAUGAAUGGGAUUUAUUGAAUGACGAGGAACAAGCAAAUUUUUUCAACAAUGUGAUAAAAAUAAUGCUAAAAUAUCAAACUGAUUAAAUCAAGUACUUUCUCUUUGCGCAUUUUUCUAUUAGUUAUUUCGACGGUCGAGAAAAAAUUUUAUCAUUUGUUUUCGCAUUUUAAUGCGCGGUAAUAAUAAUUAAACGUUUAUACUAUUUAUUUUUUUUUGUUAAAAAAAUGUUAAUAAUGUUUAUUAUCAUUAAUAAUAAGGUAGCAUAAGUACAUUCACAAGUACUUUC